AUGUCUAUCCAGAAAAAAGACUGUCUUAAAGAUUUCCAGGGAAUCAACGGCGUUGAAUUACAGUCACCGCUUAUCACCAUUAACAACAUUUAUAACUCAAGACAGAAAAUCAAAAAUGGUGAACCAGAUUGGUAUGGGGUUCUACAUCUGAUUAAUAAACCUGCAACCUUUGAAGAAAUAUACACUAAUUAUAAUAAGCUACAUGCCAAAGUUGAGGAAGGUAGAAAUAAUGUGGCUGGUGUUGAAGGAGCCUUUAAAAUUUUAUUGGAAGCUUUGUGCAUGCUGACAGAAACAUUUUGGACCAUGUGUCCUGGUUGCAAGUUUCGAUUCCAUUAUUCCAAUGCUAGAACCAACAAAGAACUUGUGUGCGUAAAAUGUGGCAAUCUUUUUGUUGCUGUGCCACUCACUUGUGAUAACUAUCCUACACAUUUUACUAUGUGUCGGGAUGUGGUUCUUGCAUUAAAUGCAAGUUCAUCAAACCCUGAGGCCUCUAAUGACCAGUCGGAGAUUAAGAUGAUGUUGAUGGACAAAGCACGAACGGAAAUUUUGAAGCAGUUAUACAAAUAA
Molecule: messenger RNA, 567 nt
Organism: Lactuca saligna
Lineage: Eukaryota; Viridiplantae; Streptophyta; Magnoliopsida; Asterales; Asteraceae
Source: the annotation of a GenBank genome assembly